This is a messenger RNA of Eucalyptus grandis, 1504 nucleotides long. Its product is annotated as protein SLOW GREEN 1, chloroplastic. Gene Ontology annotation, cellular component: chloroplast thylakoid membrane. The coding region runs from base 79 to 1110 and encodes 343 amino acids. The transcript has a single exon. NCBI's taxonomy places the organism in Eukaryota, Viridiplantae, Streptophyta, Magnoliopsida, Myrtales, Myrtaceae. The record is from RefSeq and is a predicted model, not a curated record. Gene Ontology annotation, molecular function: protein binding.
UCUCCCUCCUUCUUCGACUCGCUGGGGUUUUAGUUUUACCCUCUCUCUCUUUCUCUCUCUACCUCAAUCGAUCAGACAAUGGCGAGACUUCACUCCUCCCACGCGCCGCUCCACCUCUCUCUCUCCCCCAACAACCUCCGCUCCCGCUCCAAGCCUCCCUCCUCUUCCCUCCAUUCCCUCUCCUUCAGAACCCUCGGGCCGCCGCCGAAAUUCACCUCCGCCAGAGCCUCAUCCUCAUCCUCCGACCCCGGGCCCCCCCGGAGGCCCGAUCCCCCUCGCGCCCUCCAGACCGCCUGCGUCGCCUUCUCCGCCGCCGCCGCGCUCUUCCUCGCGCGCUUCCACCUCAACCUCAAGCCCGCCGUCGCCGUCGCCGCCCCGAUCGCCGCCCCGCCCGAGGUGGAAACCCGCGGCGAGGAGCCCGGCGGGGCCGGGGCCGGCGAAGAGGAGCGGGCCAUCGAGGAGCACUUGAGCCAGUACGGGGACGACGUGGAGGCGCUCCGGUCCCUGAUGGAGGCCAAGAUCAAGUCGAGGAAGCUCCAGGAAGCGAUCGGGAUCCUCGGUCGCCUGAUCGAGCUGGAGCCUGAGGAGCGCGAGUGGCCGCUGCUGAAGGCCAACAUCUACAGCUACAGCGGGGAGUUCGAGUCGGCGAAGAGCACGUUCGAGGAGAUACUGGACAAGGACCCGCUCCGCGUGGAGGCCUACCACGGCCUCGUGAUGGCGGCUUCCGAGGCGGGGGAUGAGUUGAAGGAGCUGCUGGAGAGGAUUAAGGUGGCAAUGCAGAGGUGCAAGAAGGAGAAGAAGAAGUCCGAAGUGAGGGACUUCAAGCUUCUGGUCGCUCAAGUUCGGGUCAUCGAAGGGAAGUACAAUGAGGCUUUGAGUGUGUACCAGGAGCUGGUGAAGGAGGAGCCUAGGGAUUUCAGACCCUAUUUGUGUCAGGGGAUACUCUACACUUUGUUGAAAAAGCAAGAUGAGGCGGAGAAGCAAUUCAAACAGUACAGGAGGCUUGUUCCAAAGAAUCACCCUUACGCUGAGUAUUUUGAUGAUAAUAUGUUCGCCACCAAGUUCUUUGCGCAAAAGGUGGAGAGGGAGAGAGCGGGCAUGAAGAGCUGAGGUGGAUUAGCUGAUCAUUUGCUGCUGUGAUCAGGUCUGCCUUACUCUUUAGAAAGGCUCGGGUCCUUUUCUUACCAAGUCUCUUGCGUUCCAUUCAUAUAUGGCAGAACACAUCAAUGUGGACCUGACUAUGAGUUAUGCUGUGGAUAGGAGCUUUCUUCUUGGUAGAUUUUAGGUCCUUGGUGUAGCAUUCCCCGAGCAGAGGAGAGGUUUUGGAAGAAAAUAUCAUUGCUUUUGUAGGUCUCAACUUAUCUAUUAUUGAUGAUUAUGGGCAUAACUGCCAGUCUUUUGAUUUAGUCAUGUUAAUAACUCCUGUGGCCUUUCUUUUUGUAUAACUUCUUUUGCUAGGUCAUAUCAAUACCUGAUCAAGGAGUACUUGGUUGCUUUAUGAUAA